CGGCGACACGGCCGAAGAACUGGGGCUCACGGGGCAGUUAGCAGAGCCACCAUUGGGCCCAGCCCUCUGCAGCAGCGUUACAGAGCUCCAAAGUUGCUACAGUAAGUUAAGGUAUUUCGCGACACUUCUUAGCGUGCCUCCACUCUGUGGCGAUGUCCCCUCGGGUAACGGUACCGCAUGCCCCUGAGGUCCACAGCCUUCUUGUAUCCACCAAAGAAGCACUGACCGCCUUCGUGAGCUGUUGCGGGUGUUCCCGCGGGAGGCGCCGUCGUCUGACAAUUUUGGGGAUGAGCUCUCUGGUUCUGGGGAGGAAGACAGCUCCAGCUCCAGCGACGACGAGCUCGCGAGUCUUUGAGCAAUUACACUACCAAAGUGAAGCGAAGACUUGUCCUUCGCUUCAACAAUGGCGAGGUCAUCGCCAGUUACGGUCCAGGCCAACCACCCUAUCCACCCCCCCAUCUCCUGCACCACGUGCCUCUUUCUAUGGGGGAGGAGGAGUUACUGGGCCGCCUGGGCGCCCCCAUUGCUGAUCCUAUACUCGUUGGUAUCUCGCCUCGUCUGGACUCUGGUAGCGGUACCCAUGCCUCGCCUGGUCAACCAGGACUGUCCUCUUUCGCUCCCUCCCAUCCGACCACCCACGGGUCCCACGCCCACAUGCCAGGCGCCGCGUCAUCGAACCUCCCCCCACAACCCGACACCUCCCCGUCCAUGGCGCCCGGCUCCAGUUCCUUCCCCGGCUGGGCCAUCCCCGGCUGCAUCACCGUUGGAGUCCAAGCCGCCAUGCCCUUCCCGGUCCCGGUCUGGUCCCUGCACGGCCGUUGUCCCCGCUCUGGCGGCGCCGGAUCCAAAUGA
Neurospora tetraspora is the source of this 852-nucleotide messenger RNA. RefSeq lists its product as uncharacterized. The record is from RefSeq and is a predicted model, not a curated record. The annotation marks the transcript as partial. Lineage: Eukaryota; Fungi; Ascomycota; Sordariomycetes; Sordariales; Sordariaceae. The transcript has 2 exons.